Protopolystoma xenopodis is the source of this 1122-nucleotide messenger RNA. The record is from the annotation of a GenBank genome assembly. Lineage: Eukaryota; Metazoa; Platyhelminthes; Monogenea; Polystomatidea; Polystomatidae.
AUGUCUCGAACUUAUACGCUGUACUACCAAGGUUUGACUCCCGCCGAUUCGCCAAUGAGGCCAGUUCAGGUGAUAUUGAAACUGCAUUCCACUCAAGUCGAGAUGAGAAUGACGUAUGUGAGACGAGACAUUAGCCCACUUAACUCAUGCCCGGAGCCAGGAGCUAUAGAAACAAUUAGGACCGAGGAUCCUUUUCAGUAUCUUCCCCUUGGUAUCCAUACGCCAACUUUUGUGCUCGAUAUCCUGCCGGGCUCACCAGCUCAUCGAGCCAGCGAAAGGAAAGAAGCUGCAUCAACACAAGCGGCAACUAUUGUCCACGAUCAAAUUGAUGGCAGCCGAAUUGAAUCGGGUGAGAAGUCCGGACUUCGAUUUGGCGAUAUUUUGACAAGGGUGCGUCGAUUCUCUUGCACUUUUACUGAUUUUCACAGUGAUUGCCUUUAUUUGCCUCUGCCUAAAACAUUUAGGGGAUCAGGUUAUAUCGUGCUUGUUAACGAUCAAGAUGUUACUAAUUGUGGAGUCCAGUCUACGCUUAAUUCUCUCCAAUCGGCCCUCGAGACUGGGAUUUCUUCGGAAGCCUCUAGGAUCCGCAAGCUCCGACUUCGUUUUCUUAGAUAUGGCCUGCCGAUCUCUCAGCAGUCAUUGCCUCCUCCGCCACCUCCUCGAUGUCAAUCUGAUGCCCGAGCGAUUGCUCCUGGUCUCAACGGAGUUUUGUCUCCCUCGAUAUCUCUAUCUCCACCCUCUUCUGAAGUGAAUGAUCUUGUCAGUUCAACAGCCUUCUCGGUUCUCCAAUCUAACUCUCAACCUGCUGGUCCAUUCGAGGCUGAUUUGGACUCCGAUGCUUCUGCCUCACCUCCCAUUCCUACUGGUGUCAAUGAGUCACAUGUACCGACUCGUCGAGGCUCCUUUUUUGUGGUGCAAGCUGAUGUUGAGCAUACGGUGGGUCGUCUUCCAGUAUCUAAGCUACACACGAUCGCUUUAUUGACCGACUACCUCCACCUUGCACCGGUGGGCCGCUGGCCUGAACCUCUGAUACAUUUUGCUUGUCCUUCUCGACACUUUCGUGUAGCCCCAGCCUGGCUAACCAUCUGGACUUUUGUCCGCCAAGUGAUAUUAAUUUUGUAG